AUGUCGGACUCCGAAGCCGGUGGCGUACCCCUCCUCGAGCCCCUCUCUCCCUCAACUUCUCCCGCACCCACAUUAUCCACAAAGCGGAAGCGAGAAGCCGAGCCGAAAAGCAAACGAGCCGCCAAGCGCAAGCGGACGAAGAAGCCCAAAGACAUCAACGAGGAUGAGCUGGAUGAAGAGCUGGGUGUGAACACCGCAAUCGCGCGCAUGGACAGUCGAUUGCUGGCGGACUAUGUCGCCCAGCGCACCAAGCGGUUUGAGAGCGAUCUGAGCUUGGUGGAGCUGGAAGAUAGAUAUCUGCCGGAGCGAGCUAUUCGAGACACGAGCACGUGGAAGGAGCAACGGGACUUGGAGCAUCUACCGGCGUUCUUGGAGAAGUUUGGCAAGGGCUUGAAGGAAGCACCGAAGGCGAAGGGGAGUCCUCAUACGCUUGUUGUGGCUAUUGCUGGAUUGAGGGCUGCGGACCUGACGAGGGCUCUCCGGAAGUUUCAGUCAACGGACGCCACGGUAGCUAAGCUCUUUGCAAAGCACAUCAAGCUGAAGGAAGCAAUCGAGUCAUGCAAGAAGACGAGGAUGGGCAUUGGUGUGGGCACACCUCAGAGAAUAAUCGAUCUACUGGAUGACGCAGGUGCGUUAUCUUCAGAUAAUCUGAAGCGGAUCGUGAUUGAUGCCUCCCACAUUGACCAGAAGAAGAGAGGCAUCCUGGAAAUGAAGGAGACCGAGGUACCUAUGGUGCAGCUGCUCGCUCGUGAUGAAUUCAGGAAGCAUUACGGUGCCGCGGAGAACAAGGUCGAGCUGCUGUUCUACUGA
Molecule: messenger RNA, 810 nt
Organism: Coniosporium apollinis CBS 100218
Lineage: Eukaryota; Fungi; Ascomycota; Dothideomycetes
Exons: 3
Coding region: 1-810 (269 amino acids)
Cellular component (GO): nucleus; 90S preribosome
Source: RefSeq, a predicted model, not a curated record